UGCCUGUCUAAAUUUUACGAACGACCAGAGAGAAGUUGAAGAAGUAAGGAAUGAGCAUACUGCCUUACCCACAAAGACUGAUGUGGUGUUGUCAAUAACGACAGAGAAAAAUUGAUGGAAACAAAUGGACUAAGGUGAACAUCGCUGAGGGGGAAAAAAAAACCUAGCAUCCUCGACUGACCGCUGUGACCCCAUUAUGCUUCCCGGAGCGAUACCUAGAUAAGACGAGGCUCUCGAAGUUUUAUCUUUUUGAACGCAUAAAACAUGCUGUUGAUUCAUUCUCUCCAUUUCUUUGCAUUUUUUUGCACGUCCCCACCCCCAAACAGCUAAAGACUAGUUCUCGAUCAAAGCAAAAAGCUUUUUUCUCAAACGAUAACUAGAAGUAAGUCUAAAUCAUUAGAAGAGCUCCUUCUUUCUCGAAAGAGCUCCUUUGAUCUGAGCUAGAAGCUAGGAAAGAAAUAUCGAGCGCAUACAUUAGAUUUUCGUAUAGACCGACGUUCAAAGAAAUAUUAUUUCCAAAAAAGUUUCAAAAAAACAAAAAAAUACAAGGAGCUAAGAAUAUAGGGAAAAACUUGUUUUCGGUGAGAUUUAUUUUUUCUGCCGACAAUAGUGAGCAUCCUGUACAUUAACCAGCAGUAUCACCUGCUGUGCACUCAAGACGAGCUAAUUAUAUUUAACUGUGUGUAUUCGGGCUGACGCUGUACCAGUCAGUGUCGUAGUUGUGGGGUACCUAGGCUAACCUCUAUUUACAAGACCUUCUCCUUUCUUCUCCCACAGCGAACAAAACAAGAAUGCCUUUGGGUUGUGUAGCAGGGUUGUCCGACGCCCGGUACCAUGCCUUGGCGGAUGACCUGAAAGUUUUGCUCACUGCUGAUCCGAACUAUGACGACGGGAAUUACGGUCCCGCAUUUAUUCGUCUCGCGUGGCACUCGAGUGGAACCUAUGACCCCGAGACCGCAAAGGGUGGAUCCAAUGGUAUUCUAAAGACCGCUUCUAGGUUUAAUAUACGUUGACUAUGUAUUAUGCUAAAUAUUAAUGGAGUCGUUGUCCUUGAGCAAAAUCCUCAAAGUCGGCAUGGAAGUGGCAUUUUUCAUUGAUAGCUGUCCUUAAAACAUGGAUACUAGAUGUGAUCUACCCGAAAAUUGAUACACCAACAACUUCGGUUCGUUGACAAUUUAUUACUAAAUCAAGACUGCUAUACUAUAGUGUAGAAAUCAACUGUUAGCCCUUCGUGGUCGACAAUCCUCACCAUAUGAAUUUCAACAAAUUGGAGGUGCGACGAUGCGGUUCGAGCCUGAAGCUUCCUUUGGCGCUAAUGCAGGUCUCGGAGUUCCGCGUAAAAUUUUGAGCGAUUUCCGUGACGCAAAAUAUCCCUGGGUUUCCAUCUCGGAUCUUUGGAUCUUGGCAAGGUAGUCAUCGCAAUCUUCGAUGAAAAUUUCUAAUUCAACGACAACAAGAACAACAUUUUUUGUAGGUAUGCGUAUUGUUUUUUUGUUUAUGUUCCUUCGCUACUUAACCGCAUCCGAAUCGAAUUGUCUGGAUAAGGAUACCCCUUCUUGAGCAGAUGACGUGCUCUCUAAAGAGAUUAAUUCUUCUAAUCAUACUUGACGAAAGAUACAUGAUGAAUAUGAUUCCUUCUAAAUUGACCUGUAACUCAUCGUCUCAACUGCAGUUACGUUUUCCUGGAGUCCUCGAAUGGUCCAGUGAUCCCUUUCGCUCCGGGGCGCAUUGACGCCUUGCAGUCGGAAGUUGAGAAGAUGCCGCCAGACGGCAACCUUCCGGAUGCGGAACAGAACAAGUUUAAGCACUAUCACGAUUUCACUCAUUUGAUUUCUACAGUGGGUUUUCAUGAUCUCUUUCGUACUGUCAGCUGAAGUCAAGGUCAAGGACCUAUCUAUGUAUCUUGAGAAAUAACUGAGGAACCCAAGGGAGGGAAGCCCAAUGAAUCACAAUCACUUUGAGCGUAGUUUCACCUAAGAACUUGGGAGACGAUUUAAAAAGUAACAUGGAAGCAGAGCAAGCAGCCUGCAUUGCGCAUAUUCGCAAUAUUUUUGGCAGAAUGGGCUUUUCGGAUCGUGAAAUGACGUGCUUGAUUAUCGGUGGCCACGCUUAUGGACGCUGCCAUCCGGAUCGGUCUGGAUACGCAGGAAAGUGGAUCAGCAAUCCCGUGAAAUGGGGCGGACGAGAGUAAUGUUUACUUUACAUGUUGAUGAGUAAUCAAUGAUUUAAAUGUUGCAAAUAGAAGAAGAAUUCACAAUCCUCGGAACUCAUGGUCGUGAUUUGUUACCUAUGUAUCCUAUAACGCGAUUACCGCAACAAACAUGGCCAUAUUUAAGGUACUGCAUGUUGUUGCAAGAGCCGGCGUUGUGGCGCGUUGUGGACGGCAGGUGCCCGAUCGCCAGUAACGACAAGGUGACCGGCGUAUGCCCGGUGUCGGGACAGAAGCAGUACGUUGACAAGUUCAACAAGAAAAUGAUGCUUUUUACCGACAUGGCCCUCAUCUGGGACCCCAGUUUCAAGCAGUGGAUCGAUACCUACGCUGCUGACGACGCCUUGCUGAAGAAGGAUUUCGGCGUGUACUUUUAUGGGUCCGACUGGAACUAAAACUAAUUCAUCUUCAGGAACAAACUAGUUCAUACAACUGGAGAUGCUUGUCACGAGAUACGAGAAUUUAGUCACAACUAGUACUGGAGAUGCUUGUCAAUUACCUAAAGGACGAAAACAUAACAUUUUUGUUCAUCGUUGAUCUAGCAACGACCAGGUAAAGGAUUCAUAUCAACCUGCUGACAAUGUCAGAGAGUUUGAGGUAGGUCAACAUAGUUCAUUGAGAUAGGGAAAAAGAUGAAUUUCAGGAUGACAUGUUGUCUAUAAUAUUCUAAUUUUGCAAGAAGCUGACCGAAUUCGGACAUCCUACAGCUGGUAAGAGCGAGGGAUCUCUGGGAGACAUUAUUAUGGACGCAUUGCGCAAGCUCGGGGGAGUGUGCGGCGCUAUCUGCGGCGGUUCUGCGAAGUAA
This is a messenger RNA of Amoebophrya sp. A25, 3014 nucleotides long. The record is from the annotation of a GenBank genome assembly. Lineage: Eukaryota; Dinophyceae; Syndiniales; Amoebophryaceae.